Messenger RNA from Closterium sp. Naga37s-1, 2619 nucleotides. NCBI's taxonomy places the organism in Eukaryota, Viridiplantae, Streptophyta, Zygnematophyceae, Desmidiales, Closteriaceae. The record is from the annotation of a GenBank genome assembly.
AUGGCUACCCUUACCACGCGCCCGCUCGCGCUUGCGCUUCUAGCGCUCUUCGUCUCAGCAGCAACGCUCGCCGUCGCACAGAAUGAUCCCGCGGCUGGGGCUUCCCAAGAUCCGACCCCGACCGAUCAAUCUUCCUCCUCUUCCGCCGUCGGCCAGCCUAUAACCUCUGAAGCGGGACCUUCCACCGCUACUGUUGCGGCGCCCACGGGGAACAGGGUCUACAUUGUGCGCAUGCGCGGAGUUCCCCCGCUCGCGGGGUACACUGGCGGAAUCGCGGGGUACGAGGCCACGGCUCCGCGCACGCGCGCGGCACAAUGGGCGGCCGCGGCGGGGCAGCGCCUCCGCCAGCGGCUUCCGCGGAUCAAUCUCCGCAAAGGGCCCGCGAAAUCGUUCGCGAAAAUGCUCGGGCGCAUGCAGGAGAAAGUCGCGAAGGAUAUUAAUCUCCCCAUGAAAAACGUCCUGUACAGUUACAAGUUCGUCAGUAACGGAUUCGCGGCGACACUCUCCCAGGAUAAAGUGGAACAACUUAAGCGGCAUCCUGACGUUGCUGACGUGUUUCCGUCGUACACGAUGCACAAGCUGACGACAGACUCGGCGGAUUUCUUACAGCUACCGGACAAUCUCUGGGCCGUGAAUGGCGGGCAGGCAAACGCCGGAGAGGACGUGGUGGUGGGGAUCGUGGACACAGGCAUCUGGCCCGAACACCCCUCGUUCGCCGAUAACACCACCGUCCCGUACGAAGCUCCCCCCACGUCGUGGCGCGGCGUGUGCCAGACGAGCGACGACUUCCCCGCGUGCAACAACAAGCUCAUCGGCGCGCGGUACUUCAGCGCCGGCUUCCGCGAGAUGACCGGCGACGUGGAGGACCUCUCGUACGACUGGGCCUCCGCGCGCGACGCGGACGGCCACGGCACGUGGUGUGCGGCAGCGGCGGCGGGCAACAGCGACGUGGACGUGUUCACGACGCGCGGCCAGCUCGUGGGCAUGGCGUCGGGCAUGGCGCCGCGCGCGCGCGUCGCGGCGUACAAGGUGUUCUGGUCCAACUCCAACUCGGGCGGCAUGACCGCGGCGUGGGCGGACAUCGAGGCCGCCGUGAAUUACGCCGUGGCGGACGGCGUGGAUGUGCUCAGCCUGUCGCUGGGCGGCCUGGAUCCCGAAGCCACUUAUUUCGACGACAUGCCAUACCUCUAUGCCAACCUUGCGAACGUGGCAGUGGUGUACGCAGCAGGCAACUCCGGCCCCCCUUCGACCGGCGGUCAAAUGUAUCGCACGCUCUCCAACUUCUCGCCCUUCUACCUCACCGUUGGCGCCAGCACCAUAGGCCGGCGAUUCCUCACCACAAUCACCCUGGGCGACGGCACAGAGCUUCAGGGCUCUGGCUUCGGAGCAGGAGGCGUCGAACCCGACACAGCGCCCAUCAUCGAGGGACUCGCGGCGCGCCGAACCGGCAUCACCAUCGGCAAAUCGGACCAAUGCCUGCCCUACGCGCUCGACGCUACCAAGGUCAACGGCAAAUACGUGCUCUGCUCGUACGGUGGCGUGCCGACUUCCGACAAGGUAUCUGAUCUGAUGAUGAAGGGAGCCAAGGGGAUUCUGCUCCUCAACAUCCCGCACGCUCUGGAGCCUUUCACGCCCUACGAUGAGCGCAUGCCCGUGAUCUAUCUCUCAUUUCUAGCCGCCGACUCGCUGAGGACGUAUGUCCGGUCGACGUCCUCGCCCACUGUCACCUUCUCGGCGGAUUUCGAGCGAAAUAUGGAUCUCGCCGCGCCCGCCAUGGCGUAUUUCUCCUCCACUGGCCCCGUCGCGAACCCCUACGCGACCGUCUCCGCGUCGCGCCCGUGCAACGACAUUCUCAAGCCGGAUAUCACUGCUCCCGGCGUGUCUCUCUGGUCCGCGUGGCGCGGCUCGAGCCCUGGCGCGGAUUACGGAUUUUCCAUGAUUUCCGGGACGUCCAUGGCGACCCCGCACAUGGCGGGGGUUGUCGCGCUGAUUGUGCAGCAGCACCCGAACUGGACCCCUGCGCAGAUCUUUUCCGCAAUCAUGACAAGCGCGACGGUCACAGAUACCAAGGAGCAGAAGAUCCAGCUCAGCAGCGGCGCGACCGCGACCCCGUGGGAUAUGGGCGCAGGGCACGUGAACGCAGAGGGAGUUCUCGACCCUGGGCUGACGUACAACGCUGGUGCGACGGAUUAUUAUAAUUUUCUCGCCGGGCAGGGUUUGACCAAGGCGCGCGGCUUGCUUGGCACGCGAAACCGGUUGGUUGCAGUAAAGCCGUACAUGCUGAAUCGGCCCACCAUCGCGGUUGCCAGGCUGAGCAAAUCGGUGUCCGUCACGCGUACUGUCACGAACGUCGGGUCAACGGCAUCAAACUACACAGUUUCGUGGGUGUCGCCUCCUGGCGUGACGGUUACGAUUACUCCUUUGAAGCUGUCGCUGCCCGUGGGCGGAUCGGCGACUUACACUGUGAAAUUCUCGGUGACGGCCGCGUCAUGGGAAUUCAAGUACGGGAGCCUGACGUGGAAGGACGCUUUCGGGCAUGUGGUGAAAUCCGUGAUCGCCGUGCAACCCAUCGUCAAGGAUACUUCCUCAACCGCACGCAAACAGAGCAAGAAGCUCUAG